AUGAGCAGUGUCAUACAAGAUGCUUCUCUUCACAAAGAGGACCUGGUUGCCAGGCAGCUUUACCAGAAGGCAUUGAAACUUGGUCAGCAACUCAACAUCACGCUCUCUAAAAGCAGCAAUACCAACCAAGAUGUUUUCAAACCCUAUAGUCUCACACUAAGGAAUCGGAUUGAACAGCUUUGCAUUAAGAUUAUGUUUCUGAACCCAGUGCAAUAUGGAGAGAAAGCAGAAGAACUCCUAUGGAUAAAUGUGUAUUAUAAUAUCAUCCUGCUAAUGUUUAAGAAUAGAAUACAUCAUGUUAAUGUCAGUGAUGUUGACUUGAAAACACACUUGGAAAAAGGAAUCAUGUUUUACCAAAAUCUUCUCUUCUUCCUUCAAGAACAUUAUGAGCUACAACCUGAAAGCAAUGGAACCCACAGAAAUAUUAUAGACUGUAGGCGAGUAGUGCUUGCCUCAGAGAAGGAAGUGGAGUGGGCCCGAAUGGCCUGUUAUCGCUGUCUGUUAUAUUUGGGAGACCUGUUUCUCUUUCGGAGUCGUAUUAGAUGCAGGAAUUUUAAGCAGCUGGCUAUAAAUCAUUAUUUUCAAGCUUUGUCUAUGGCCCCACAUAUGGGGAGCCCUUAUAAUCGGCUAGCAAAUGUAACUGGUGAUAACUAUUACCAUAUAAGUGCAGCUUUCUUCUACCAGUGUAGUAUCCAGUCAGAAGUGCCUGCUAGGGAUGCAUCCUUUUAUCUUAGAAGUUUAUAUGUCAAGGCUGUGGAAAUGUACAACCAGAUGAUGACAUCGUCAGGACAGGAGAGGUGUGAACCCAAUAAAAGACUACUAGUGAGCUUCUUGUACCUUCAGAACUUCCUGCAGCCUGACAGCUGUAUGGACCCCAGACUGGCUCUGUUGUCUCAGUCCAUACUGGAGGACUUCCGUCUCUACCUCUCCAGUGAGAUCAAAGGGGAGCACAAAAAUGGCUUCUCCCUACCAGACCAUGUCAUCUUUCACAUGGUCACUUUAUGCAUCAUGAGUGUGUACAGCUUGAAGAAGGCUGUGGGGGUUUCUCAGAGCAGGGCUGCCAUCACCUUUAUUUUAGUGUUACUCUCUCAUCUUGUCCAUCAUAUGAAUAUAAGCAUCCAGUCAGAGUUGGAUGGAGUGAAUGUCCAGAAGAAAAAAUCAGCCUUUCUAGCCCAUGAUUUUGAUUUGAGUGCCUCUCUGGAUAAUUCUCAGUAUGCCUCCUCCCCUGAAGGUUCUUAUGAUUAUAUUUCAGGAGCUUCAGAAAAUGACAGUGACCAAAGCCAUAUUUCAUUAGAUAAGAAUGAUGAUUGGGAAGAGGAAAUAUUCCGUUUUAGCAGUUUUACUUCAGACUCCUCCAUGGAGAAUGGAGUUAGCCCCCCACUAAUUCUAGAUAAGCAUCUGGAGUUAAGAGACAGUUCAAGGUCUCAAGCUCUCUUAAGGGGUAGUCAUAAAUUCCAAACCUCACAAAAUACCCUAAGGAAGUCUUGCUCAGAGUUUAGAGCUGUCACUAGUAAGAAGCAUCUAGAGUGUGACAAACUUAGGAACACAAGGAAAAGAGGGCUUAGUAGGAAGGCCUAUCUUAAAGGAAAGCUCAGGAAAAAGCUUUGCUGUUUCGCUACUCAGAAACUGUUCUACACCAUCAAAGUGUUUCUGGACUGGCUUUGGAUUGAUCCAGAUCUCACUUUGGAAUGCACACAUAGCUCUCCAAGGUUGUGGAGCCACCUGGCUGUAUUGCUGAAUUUACUGCCCACCAUAGAAGAAUAUCAAGAAGCCCACCUUAGUUUGUCCAGUCACAUUUGGGACUUGGUAUUGAUUAGUGAGAAAUCAGACCUCCCCAUCUCCCUGCUGCUCCCUGAGGAUUCACGUAUAUGUAAUCUCUUGCCAAUGAAGGCAGCCCGCAAAUCAAUUUGCUUUAUGCAGGUCCCACCUCUCCUUGACCCCUUAGAGAAAGGUGUUUUGUAUACUUGCUUCCUGCGCAGCUUUGGACACUUUGCUGCCCAGCUGGAUGAUAGCCUCCUCAGAUUCUUCCCCAGCCUGGGCAUCUUCAGAAGCAUAGUUUCAACUAAGUGCCCCCUGAAGAGACAGAACAAAGCUUCAUUAAAUAUCUUAGUGAAGAAGACUGCGACUCAGCAACUAUUCUAUCCAGAAUUGUCUUUUGUGUAUGCUGAAAGGCAGUUCCCUCUUUAUCUGGUUCCUGACACCCAAGCACUCUGUCAGUAUGUGCCAAUCAUCCAAGAACUUAUCAUGAAUGACAGUUUUAUUGUGAUUAUCUCUAGCAUUGUUAUUGAUGAACUAAUUUUCCUGAAACACAAAGAACCUGGAGCUUGUGCUGUCAUCAGUUUAUUAAUGGACAAGAUGAAGGAAAAAAGUCACCUAUGUUUUCAAACAAAUGCUGGGAAGGAGGAUGUAAAAUCCAGCAUGAACAGGGAAAACCCUGAAGCAAGUGACUUGAAUAAGAUUCUGGAGCAAUGUAAAGACCUAGUGAGGGGACCCAAGUCUGAUGUUAAUGACCGUAGCCACAGGAUGAAUAUCCUUACAAGUAUCAUUGUGAAUAAUCCCAAUACUUUUUGUCAUCCCCUAUUGUCAGAUUUUCAGACUUCUGCCAGUAUUUCAGUAGAAAUCAAACACAUUCUACAGUUCUAUAGAGAAUGGAAGAUGAUCAAGAUGCUCAAUCUCUGGCAAAUAGUAAAUAUCAAAUACUUUGUGACUGAUUUGAGCUUGACAGUUAUCCACUUGAGACUUAUUCUGAUAUCUUCAUCUGAAAAUGCCUCAGGUGACUCUUCCAGCAUCGGCACAUCUGACCAGUCAGACCUGCAAGAAUAUGUUCAAAUUGAAAAAAAAAGUGUUGAUACAACUCUUGAACUCAAGAGGCCUGAAGCUAAGAGACCUGAUCCUAGGGGGGCGGCAGGUACUGAAUGCUCAGGUGGAGAAGUCCCACAAAAGGCAGAAGAUGAAACCACAGUUGAAAGGCCUUAUUCUGAAUAA
Molecule: messenger RNA, 2985 nt
Organism: Antechinus flavipes (yellow-footed antechinus)
Lineage: Eukaryota; Metazoa; Chordata; Mammalia; Dasyuromorphia; Dasyuridae
Product: nonsense-mediated mRNA decay factor SMG5-like
Exons: 3
Coding region: 1-2985 (994 amino acids)
Biological process (GO): nuclear-transcribed mRNA catabolic process, nonsense-mediated decay
Cellular component (GO): telomerase holoenzyme complex
Molecular function (GO): telomerase RNA binding; telomeric repeat DNA binding; protein binding
Source: RefSeq, a predicted model, not a curated record